GUCCCUGCCUGUUAAGCUGGUUACUAGCUCUUGGAUACUAGCGCCCACGCCGGGUCUCAAGCUUCAUACUUUGCCGUUGCCCAAAUUACAUUACGUGCACCAAUGCUAGCCGGCGUAGCAGCGCUUCGUCGCGCGGCACAAAAUGGGGAGGCUCUGCUAGCUGCAACAUGUGCAACGCGGACAGCGCUUUGGGGCAACAUCGGCCAUGCCUCGCGGUCCUCUAGCACCUCUAGCCGGCCAGAUGUGCACGCCACAACCAUCCUUUGCGUUCGAAAGGACAACAUGGUUGUCAUGAUCGGGGACGGCCAAGUGUCAGUAGGUUCCAUCUGCGUCAAACCAAACGUCCGUAAAGUACGCCGGAUAGGCGAGGGCGUGGUCGCCGGCUUUGCAGGCUCCGCAGCGGACGGGUUAUCGCUGCUUGAGCGGCUGGAGAUGAAGCUGGAGGAGCACCCGGGCCAGCUGCUGCGUGCUGCUGUGGAGUUGGCCAAGCAGUGGCGGCAGGACAAGGCACUCAGGUUCCUGCAGGCUGAGUUGCUGGUUGCCGACGCCAGCACCACCCUCACCGUGUCGGGCAACGGGGAUGUGCUGGAGCCGCAUGACGGGGUCAUGGCGGUGGGCAGCGGCGGCAACUACGCGCUAGCUGCCGCCCGGGCGCUGAUCGACGUGCCGGGCAUGGACGCACUGACGAUCGGCAAGAAGUCCAUGACCAUCGCUGCCGACAUGUGCAUCUACACCAACCACCACUUCACCAUCGAGACCAUCAGCCUCCCCCCGCCCGAGGGCACUCCGGCGGCUGCUGGAGCCGAGGGCGGCAGCAGCAGUGAGGGCAGUGCCAGCAGCAGCAGCGACAGCAGCGGUGGUGCGGGCUACCCUUGAUAUCCUGCCGCUCAUCAUGCCCUGUUCGAACAUGCCGUGCGUUGGAGCCCUGCAUACACAUGGGGGAGACACGGUGUAUUGCAAGCUGCCGUACAAGAGGCAGCGUGCUAGGGGGGAUCACCCUGCCGUACAAGCUAGGGGCGGAUGACACGUGACGCGGCCAUCAUGUGACCUCAUGCGGUCGGGAGUAUCUAACGGUGCGCUUGGGAAAGGUGGUGGUUGGGCGUUGACGUGGAUGCUUGCCGGGGUUGCUUGAGCCCCGGGUAGCUUAGUGUUGCUGCAUAGCUGCGGGGCGUUUCUGUGGUUGCAGCAGCGAUCGGUGUAGGGUUGGGAGCGGCGACGUUUGGAGUCGGGGGGAGCUGCCGGUGUUGCGGCGACCCGGUGAAGGACGUCGAUGUGGGCCCUGUUAGUGGCGGUAGUUGGCGGCCGUUCAGCUAGGGGCGGGGGUAAUGUGGCACCCGCCUCUCGCGAGGUGAUGGUUACCGGGGAGGAGGAUGGACAGGGGAUUACUUGUAUGUAAUGCCU
This is a messenger RNA of Astrephomene gubernaculifera, 1401 nucleotides long. NCBI's taxonomy places the organism in Eukaryota, Viridiplantae, Chlorophyta, Chlorophyceae, Chlamydomonadales, Astrephomenaceae. The record is from the annotation of a GenBank genome assembly.